AUGCAGCCCGAGCAAAAUCCUGAUCGAAAAGAGCACUGCCGAGCAGAGUGUUCGAGAAAAGGCGUCACUGGGGGACGACCAUGCGGUGCCUUGAACUGGAUUCCCCACACCAAAGGCUGUAUGUUGUUCGAGGUCGGAUACGACAAGCGACUGAUCAUGCCGAGCUCCCACGUACACUUUCUCGUGAACAAAUGCGCAGAAGGCGCCAUAGAGUCAGAACGAGACGGAAGGAGCACUCUCACGAUCACCAUACAAGGAGUUCAGCUUCACCGCGGAGGGGACCGCAUAGAGCAGUGCCAUAGCAUCAGAUCAAGGAGCUUUAUUUACGUGUGUGUGUGUGUGUAA
Messenger RNA from Ostertagia ostertagi, 345 nucleotides. NCBI's taxonomy places the organism in Eukaryota, Metazoa, Nematoda, Chromadorea, Rhabditida, Trichostrongylidae. The record is from the annotation of a GenBank genome assembly.